CCGACCAUGUCCCGCCGCGCCGUAGUUGUCGAAGAUUUUGACGACGAUACAGACCUCCCCCUCCCAAACCGGGUGCUGCCCAACACUGGCGCACAAGGCGCCAUCCUUGAGGCUCUCUCAGACGACGAGGAUGGUGGUUCUGAGGCGGGCCCCGCCACACCCUCGUAUGCGCACUUCCAGCAGCGAGAGGCGGCAGGGGGAUUUGCACCAGCCGCCGCCGCCCCGAACAUGCCAAAGGACGGGGCCUAUCUGAAAUGGACGUGCAUCUACCCCAUCUACAUUGACGCCAAGCGUCCAUAUGGUACGGGUGAACGGCGCAUCGCGCGACAGAAGGCGGUCUGGUGGCCGCUCAGCAGGGACAUCGCCGAGGCGGCAAGCCGACUUGGACUCGGCGUGCUACACGAGGGCCAGAAGGCGCACCCGCGCGACUGGGAGAACCCCGGGCGGGUGCGCGUGCAGUGGAAGAAGGAUGGGCGGCUGAUGAACCCCAGUAUCAAGACGAAGAAACAGCUGCUCGAGUUGAUAUCUAUGCAGAUACAGAUGCAGAAGCCGGAUCACGUCCCCAAGCUCCCGUACAGCUUCGCGAGUGACAUGCCCGCGGAGCCCGCUCCGGCCCCCACGCCGUCGAAGGGUAAGCAGCCCGCGAGCAAGACCGUCGGGAAGGGUACGACCGCAGGCACGACGCUCUCGCCGGCCGCAGCGUCACUUCCCAGGUCAGGUAGCCAAAUAUUACCUCUACCUCCGGCGCCGCAUCCCCCGCUGCCAAAUCGCGUAUCGCCGUAUUCUCCAGCUCUCGUGUCCGGAAUCCUCGUGGAGACCGUUAAGGCUGGCAUGAGCGCUCCGGACCCCAUGGCAAAUGCCCUUGGAGGUGGGGGGAAGGGCAAGAGAAAGGUCGUGCGUGUUCGUCAAUGAGAGUGACUUAGACGGAAGUGGCGAUUGGUGUAUUGUAUGUACGUGUACGCACAGCUUGG
Molecule: messenger RNA, 971 nt
Organism: Phanerochaete carnosa HHB-10118-sp
Lineage: Eukaryota; Fungi; Basidiomycota; Agaricomycetes; Polyporales; Phanerochaetaceae
Exons: 3
Coding region: 7-912 (301 amino acids)
Biological process (GO): SRP-dependent cotranslational protein targeting to membrane; SRP-dependent cotranslational protein targeting to membrane, signal sequence recognition
Cellular component (GO): signal recognition particle, endoplasmic reticulum targeting
Molecular function (GO): 7S RNA binding
Source: RefSeq, a predicted model, not a curated record